Messenger RNA from Arachis ipaensis, 1384 nucleotides. Lineage: Eukaryota; Viridiplantae; Streptophyta; Magnoliopsida; Fabales; Fabaceae. The record is from RefSeq and is a predicted model, not a curated record.
CCCCAACAACACACACACACAACAGAAUCGACAUACCCCAAAAGAAAAAAAAUGAAAAAGGAAGGGAAGGGGAGAGCCGAGAGGAGAAGAGGGGAGGGAGGCGCACCGGCGUUGCUGGGCCUCGCCGCCGCCAUCGCGUCCUCACCGAGCCCUGGAGGAAAAUCGCGCCACCACAUGCAGCCAUCACCGCCGCGCCGCAUCGCUACUCCGCCGCCGUUCACGCUUCUGUCACUGUCAGAACCGCACGCCGCCGUUGGAAGCAUUUUCAUCGUCGCCGUUAAUGGAGCUUGGUGAACAGUGGGAAGACGCGCGAGGAAGGAGAAGCCUUCGCCGUCGCGCCUUGUGCUUCUAGCUUCGUCGCACCUCAUCAUCAUCAUCGCUGCCGGACCUCCGUGUCGCACCGGCGCCGCGAGUUACUAUCGAGCCACCACAAACAGGACCCGAUGCGAAGAGAGAGAACAGAGACACGAAGGAGAGGUGGAUGCGGGUCACUGUCCUCGAAGCUUCCGUCGUCACCGUGCAGAGCCGCCGCCAUCGUCAUCAUCACGGGCUGCUGCUGCUGCGCGUGUGAUCAUCGCCGCCUCUGGGUCCGUCACCAUCGAGGCUGGUCGCGGGCAGAAGAAGGAGAAGAGACCUCCGUCACUACCGAGCCAAACUCAGGAGAGAGAAGGAGCCCGCGGGAGAGGAGCUUGUUACCGCCGCUUCUGCUGCCGGAGAACACCUCUGCUGCCACUGAGAUCUGUCGCCGUCGCCGUUGCCGGAGUUCUGGUCGCCGCUGCCGUUCGAGGUGGCUGCCGCCAAACCGGUUCAGCGACCGCCGCUGUUUCAUUUUCUUAGUUCGGUUAAGAGAAAUGGUUUUGUUGACGCGUUUUGAGUUAUGGUUUCGACGAGUCGAGGUAGGGGUUUUUCUUAAAAUCUAUUUUAUAUUACAGAGUUGUGAUAAAUAGAUAUUGAUGCAAAGAGAUUUACUUCUGUGAUUAUAUUUGUCUUAUGGAUGUGAUGGUUUGUUGGACUGAAUUAUUGGGUGCUUGAUUGCGUGAGUGGUGUGUGGUUGUGGUUAAAAACCGGUUUGGAAUAUCAUUUACUUGAUUAUUAAGAAAGGUGAAUUUUAUUGGUUUUAGAGUUUACUUAGUAAUAUAAAUGAAACGAUUUUGGAAAUAAUUUGAGAUAUGAAAAUAAAUUGAUUCUGGGAGCGGUUUGAUUGUGAGUUGGUUUGAUUUUAUGAAUGAUUUAAUAUUUGAGCUGAUUCGAUUUUAAAAAGAGUUUUAUUGUUAGAAUUGGUUGAUUUGAAAAUAAUUUGACAUUGGAACUGGUUCAAUUCUGGAAAAUGUUUGAGAUUUGGAAAUGGUUGAGAAAAGGUUUGAGAGAUGUUUGGAUGGGACCC